Drosophila yakuba is the source of this 584-nucleotide messenger RNA. RefSeq names its product protein new-glue 3-like. The transcript has a single exon. Bases 55 to 321 code for a protein of 88 amino acids. Lineage: Eukaryota; Metazoa; Arthropoda; Insecta; Diptera; Drosophilidae. The record is from RefSeq and is a predicted model, not a curated record.
CAACACCUGAUCGUCCAACUCCAGUCGUUACAAACAAACUAAGUGUCUUUAAAAAUGAAGUUCCUAUUCGUGGUAGCGCUAAUUGUCCUGGCCAUCCAACUGGCUUCCUCUACUAGUACAACUACUACAACCACCGAUGCCACCACUACAACCACCACCACCACCGACGCCACCACCACGACGACAACCGCCUCUUCCACCCACAAGAAGCGUUGUUGGAAGGGCAACAACUGGUGCCACACCCGCAUCCCCAAGAGGAAGUGCAAGCACCCAAAGAGGUGCCACAAGACCAUCGUGAUUGUGACCCACAAGAAGAACUAGAUGUGACACUUUUCAUCAUUAUCUCCAAAUAAAUACUUAAAGAAAGCCAAAUAGUUCAGUUCUCUAGUGGCAGCUAAUUAAAACGAGUUCUGGGAGUGCAGAAAUGAUAACAGUUUUAUUAGAAGGGCUCGAUAGCAGAUAGCUGGCGAUUGCUGACCAGGUUAAAAGUGCAUCACUAGAGCAACCAUGUUUUUUCUCCGCAGACGCACACACGCACAUUUUUCUCGAUAGCACUCAAAAUGCCGAUCAGCUCCUUGCAGAGG